UCCUCACACCCCAUCCCAUCCCACAACCAGCCAGCCAGCUAUUCCAGGGGUAGGCCCUCGUCGACCAACAGCGAGCCUGACGCUCGCUCUGUCCACAACCCCAUCUCCUCUCCAUUUGGCUUGACUUGACUUUGUUGACCCAUGCAGCUCUGCACCUACCUCGUCGCCCACGACGGUGCGGCCGACAGGCUCGAAGCCCACUUGCGCGCCAUCGGCGUCGUCAGCGCUUCUAUUGCGACUGCCUCUGCCUCUGCAACGGGGCGCUUGCGAGCGACCAGCACGACGGAGGCCACACAAUGCGUAUAUGAGCGAGGUACGCUUGACGGCAUGAACCACUUCCUGCUCCUGUGCCCCCUGCAAGCGCCGAGCUUUGCCGCGCACGAGUACAUCCUUGCUCAGCUCUUGGCGCGCUGCGGCGGCUCGCUCGCAGGCGUCGUCCGCUCCGACUGCACCUGGGUCGACGAUGAGGAUGACGCGCCGGCGUCGCUGCAGCCCAUCCUGCGCCGCUGUGCCGCGGCUGAGAAAACAAGCGGAAAGCCGCUGCUGCAGGCGGCUCUCGGCGAUGACGCCGCCAUUCCUUGGGUCAUACCGGACCUGCAACUGACCUCAGUCCAGCAACCUAGCAUAUCUGUGCAACGUCCGUCCGCAUGUGCUACUGCUGCUACUAAGAGCGGCGCAGCAAGUGCACCGCCAUCGGCCAUUUGGCAAGAGACGCCGAUGAAGAGCCAUGCAAUCAGAAAGUCUAGCUCGCUCGCCGUGCUGUUUAGGGUAGCUGUGAAGGUGUGUUCGCACAAACGCGGCCGCUCACGGAGCCCCGCCGGUGCUGUCGGCGCAAAUCAACGUGUAUUCAACGCCACGGAGCAGCGAGAGCGCGGCCCUACCCGUCGACAGCGCCAACACGAGCAGCACAACCCUCUGGUGCGCCUCAGCAGGGAGAGCCGCGGGAGGCAGAUCAAGGAGCUAUGCGAUCUGCUCGAUAUCGACAACGACCUCAGCAUCACGGCGCGCUCGCUUCUCGGAUCACUCGCCAUCAACGUCUUCGGCGGUGCCGGCGCCGCGAACAGCGACCGCGCGUGGCCGCUGCUCGUGCCCAUGCUCCCGUCGCUACCAGCCGGGCGUCUCAUGGGAUCAGCAGCAGGCACAGCGGACAAGGGCGGCUCUUCCUCUUCGCAGAGAGAUGCUCAGGAGGAGCUGGAUGCACACAUAGACGCGCUCGAAGAGCAGCUGUCCACGUUGCUCGGCUGCGACGGCCUCGCAUGCGCGCUGCGCCUCGCCGAGUGCGCGCUGCGCGCCGACGAGUGGGCCGAGGCGGUGCGACAGGCGCAUCUGGCGGAUGCAAAAAAGGCGGAAGACGUGCGCUGGAGGAGGGCGCGACUUUGAUGCGCCCUAGGUGCUUUCGAGCAGAGCACGUGUCGCGGAGGGAAGUUGGCGGUUCGGAUUUGUUGUACUUCUGUCACGAAUGAUGAUUGAUCAGUCAUGCGCGCUGCAUACCUACAGCAUCCCACCCGUAGAGAUUGGCACCGGUCGCGAUAGCACCACCCGACGACGCGUCUGCC
Molecule: messenger RNA, 1556 nt
Organism: Tilletiaria anomala UBC 951
Lineage: Eukaryota; Fungi; Basidiomycota; Exobasidiomycetes; Georgefischeriales; Tilletiariaceae
Exons: 2
Coding region: 142-1380 (412 amino acids)
Source: RefSeq, a predicted model, not a curated record